AUAAUGUGAUGAUGUCGAGCUAAAAAAAAACUUUUAAAUCUCUGUCCCUGGUUUUCUAUUUGAUGCAAGAUUCUAAACUCUCAAGACUUUGUAACGUAAGUAACUGAGAACUCUUGUGUUCUGUUUUUUUUUAUUUUUUCAUGCAAACUGCCUAAGUUGUCUACUGUCUUGUGUUAUGUUGUGGUUGGUUUUUUUGUAAGUUAUCCUUUUUAGUUAUUGAACAUUUUUCGCAGAACAUGCAUGUUUCCUCAUCGCUUUGAAUGGUUGUUCAGUCUCAUACAGUUGGAACUAAUCGGACCAACAUGUUGGCAUACAUGUUCGUUAUAACUGAAAAAUAUUGUUAUAUAUCAAGUCUGAAUGCAAGGAUUAGAUCCUGGCAUGUAAAUUGUUCUUUGUUCAAAGACGAGAGAAUCUCAAUGUGAUUGUGAAAACAGUCAAUUCUAAACUUUUUUCGUUGACUCUAUCUACCCCCUCGUAAUGACUUCUCUUGCACAAAUUCCUUCGUUAUUAUUAGUCGAUUUCGUAUAGUGGUUACCUUGUCAUCGAAUGUUUCAUUGUUAGUAGUAUUAGAUUUUGAUUGAUGUCUGAGAAAAUUAACAGCAUAGCCUUCUUUGGUUUUGAACAGAUUGUUUUGGGGAAUGUGUUCAAGUUUAUGGAAAAGGAAACGAAAACUGAGCUUAACAUAAGCUUGAGCCGUAAACAAGUGGAAGAUUCCAUUAGUAGAAGCUCCCAUGGAGUUGAGGCUAUUGUUAGAGAGGAUCUUGUUAGAAUUAAAGCGUACCUUCUUUUUCUCCGAUAUAUGAUAGACCACAUGAAUAAGCCUUGUAAUCUAGAAAUCAGCAAUCGUUUCACUAAAAAUCUCAAGAUACGAUGGAGCAGUGGUUUGAACUUAGAUUGCAAGUCUUCAAAUGGUCUAAGCCUUGCGAGUAUAUUUCAGCUUAAAUCUACACCAUUCUUCCAAUCUAAAGAUAUGUUGUUUGAGCUUCAUAUGAUACUAUUUAUUUACGCUCUAAAGCUCACGGAGAAAGCAAUGGUGUUAGUCUCCAAAGAUAUGGUGGAAUCCAGAAAGGCAUAUAGAGAAGCAGCUGGUGUUUUUGACUAUGUAUGUAAGAUUGGUCAUUACUGAUUGGUCAUAUAUCAAGAAGUUUCCGGAGUUAACUUCUCCCGUUUGCUCCUCUUUGAAGCUCAUUUGUUUAGCUGAAGGACAGGUCAGUUUUCUCAUUUUGCUUACAGUAGAUUGUGACUAAAGGCUAUAACCAACAUUGUCAGUUUUGGCUAUAACCAAAUAUUUUUGUGAUUGCUACAUGAACAAACUAGCAUUUUUUCACACACGGAUGUUGAUAAGUACCUUUAGGUUUUUUAGGGCUUUGUCCCUUACAUAAUAGGCUGUGACGGCAAAUAAGGCCAAAGAGAAGGGGACAAGUGCAAGUCUAGUGGCAAAGCUCCAUUACGGUGUCACACAAUUUGUUGCUGAAGCCAAUGCUUCUCUCUUAUCCAAAACUAACACCCAAGUUAAACAACUCUCAACACAAUUUUUGGUAAGUCCUUAUUCCUCGCAUAAUCUCGAAGAGCUUGCGUAGGAUCUUGAAUUAGAGUUUCUCAUGAUUUUGAUAAAAACAGGAUUAUGUGUCGACAUUGGGAGCUUUGCACGAGCUAAAGAGUGGAAAACACUUAGCUGAAAACUUGGAAUCGGAAGGGGAAUUAGGAGAAGAAGCCAUUGGAGUCUUGCGCCGUUCGUUGGCCAGAGCAAAACUUACGACUCAGUGCCGGAGUGACACGUGGAAUCGAUCUUCAAGAAGGAGAGAGAGCAGGUGAUUACAAUGAUGAACAAGUACGAGAGUUAAAAUGAAUCCAUGAUGCUUCAGUGUAUCCUUUUAGAAGCUGACUUGCCUACUCUUCAAGGUGAUAAAAUUGUAAAGCUAAUCCCUUAUAUUGACACCAAAUAGAUGAAAGAACUUAACUUUGAAUUCUUAUAAGAAACCAAGCUAAUCCCUUGCGUUUUUACGGGUUCUUCAUUUUUUUGGCGCCUGUUUUCUUAUUCAAAUACUAGUGAACAAAAAAAAAAAUUGAGCGAAGUGUGCAUUGAGAUUUUUGUUUUCUACGAAAAAAAUUAGUCAUAAUAAUUAAUGUAUAAAUUUAUACUCCCUCUGUUUUAUUAUUUUAUAAUUUUCUUUUUUCCUUAUUCCAAAGAUACUCUUCAGAUUUUCUAAUGGAAUUAUUUAUACAACACCAUGUUUCGCUGUACUGCAUUACAAUCAGAUCUGACAGCAAGAAUAUGCGUUUUAAUUAAUAACAUUUUAGCAAUAUAAAUAAAUAUUUUAGCAAAAACAGAAGAUGCUUCUGUACCUUUUAUUUUGGUUAAGAUGUUUUCGUACUACUUCCAUGAUAAAGGAUGUAAUCAAAGGAUACAACACUUGGAAUAUUUCCCACGAGGCACCAAUAAGAACCAUACUCAAAAAAAUUUUGGAUUUUGUUUCCAUCUAAUAACAUCAACGACUUUUAAUAUAGUCCAAAGUUGUCGGCAAAAAAUGAAAUAGUUUCCUAACAUUUUUAAAUUAUAAAGAAUUUGUAGUUUAUCUGAAUUCGGCUCAAUUUUUCGGUCACUAACCCAAAUUGCGUGCAAAUGUUAACAACACUCAACGAUGAGAUAACGAGCUUUCGUAACAAUAAAUUCCAAAAUUAAGUUUUAACUGAAUAAAUGAAUAUUAAUUAAGUCGUCUUGACCUAUAGUAAAAUAAUUCCAGCUGAAACU
Molecule: messenger RNA, 2752 nt
Organism: Brassica napus (rape)
Lineage: Eukaryota; Viridiplantae; Streptophyta; Magnoliopsida; Brassicales; Brassicaceae
Exons: 3
Coding region: 581-1126 (181 amino acids)
Source: RefSeq, a predicted model, not a curated record